Molecule: messenger RNA, 14167 nt
Organism: Pelobates cultripes (western spadefoot toad)
Lineage: Eukaryota; Metazoa; Chordata; Amphibia; Anura; Pelobatidae
Source: the annotation of a GenBank genome assembly
CGAUAACCAAUCCGAUAUCCAAAAAGCAAAUGACACGUGAUAGCGAGGCUUGGAACGCAAACUCCCCCUUUCCUUUGGCACAGGUUGUAGAAUAUGGCCGCGUCCGUGCUAUGUGCUGGCACUGUGAGCAGGUAUGGUCAAGUUUCGCUUUUAGAGUAAUUUGCAACUCCUUACAUAUUAACUUAUUUAGCUUCGUAAAAAAAUGGUUUAUUAAUUUCCCUGGAAUUAUGCAAUAAAGUGUACAGAGCACAAACUAGUUACCAAAGCAUGACCAUGCAGACUGAAUGAUACAUUAUAUAUCGCCUUCUAAUUAAUGUAAUUAACCGGUAGGACUGGGUUUAAAAUGUUUAGGGUUUUUGUUAUUUCAACAACAGUUACACUAUGCCAGUAUUAAUUCAAUGCAAACUAUUCAUCCAUGUAGAUAUUUUCCAGGACCCCUUUUGCUUUUAGCAUGUUUAUGGGCAGUACCCUGCAGGAUCCUUCUUUGAAUGAAUGUUCUGAUUCCCUGACUGCAGCACAGGAAUUACACAUACUCCUGCACACACAGCACGUAUUUUGUGGUGUCCAUUAAUAAGGAGGCUAAAGUUGGCUUCUAAAUCAGCCACCUUCCUAUUUUGUAAAGUUGGUUGCUUAUUCAGACUUUUAUUUGGCAAGUGAUUCUAAUCUUAACAAUAAAUCCUAUAAACAAUAUUUGUUUUUGUUGAAUAAAAAUACACUUUACAAAGUGUAACUUACUAUAACAAUAAAUUAUGUAUUUAGUUAAUAUUCUUAAAGAAAAAACACAUUAAGAAAAGUAAAUACAAAAAAUAUAUAUACUUGUAUAGAUAUAAUGUACCACUAUUAUAAAUUAUAUAUUAAUUGCCUAGGUGGAUGUGAUGACUUAAAGGUAACCUGUCAUACCAACAAAUGCUGAGUUGGAGUAUUUUAUUAAAUCUGCAAGUUUUGCCCAAAAUUAGCAUUUUUAUAUUUAGUGGCUGUUUUUAUUUUUUUGUUUUUUUUCUUCCCACUUUCUUGAUCAAACACCAACAAUCUGUUCAUUUAUACACAGGGUGAGUUCUGUCCUCCAGAGAGAUGUCAAGCAAUUUGGCAAGCAGUUUCUGUUUGACAAUAAAGAGGAGACCUGCUGGAACUCAGACCAGGUAUGGAGCUACAUAUAUUAUUGCUUUACAAGGCAUGUCAGAAAUGCACAUACACAGGGAAAUUGAGAAUGUAGGAUGGUGUGCAUGCAAGGUAGAUUGAAUAGGUAACACUUCCAGUCAGUCUUUCUAUGUGACUACCUUGCUUAAAGGGACACUAUAGUCACCAGAACAACUACAGCUUAUUGGAUUUGUUCUGGUGAGUAGAAUAAUUACCUUCAGGCUUUUUGCUGUAAACACUGUCUUUUCAGAGAAAAUGCAGUGUUUAUAUUACAGCCUAGUGAUAACUUCACUGGCCAAUCCUCAGAUGGCUGUUAGAGAUCCUUCCUGGGUCAUGGCUGCCUAAAAUGCAUCCAAACAUUCAGUGUCUCCUCCCUCAGCAUGCAGACACUGAACUUUCCUCAUAGAGAUUCAUUGAUUCAAUUCAUCUCUAUGAGGAGAUGCUGAUUGGCCAGGGCUGUGUUUGAAUUGUGCUGGCUCUGCCCCUGAUCUCCCCCCUUGUCACUCUCAGCCAAUCCUAUGGGGAAGCAUUGUGAUUGGAUCAGGCCAUGAUGUCAGCAGACAGGUUACUAUUUUGAGUCAAACAGCAUGCAGAGCUACAGCGCCAGGCUUGAAUACAAGUAAGAUUUUGCUAUAUUUAGGGAGCAUGAGGGGCCAAGGGGGGCUAGAUGGUGGUUUUAACACUAUAGGGUCAGGAAUACAUAUGUGUUCCUGACCCUAUAAUGAUCCUUUAAAUUAAAUACACUCCAGACUUCUAAAGCGAUUCAGCUUGCUGAAAUGCUUUGUUUAAUUUUACAAAAAGUGCAGAUUUCAUAGAAAUUGGCACUUUUAUAUGUUCAUCUUGUUACAUCCACAAGACAACAGAUCCUGUUACUUUCUGGUUGCUUAGCUCAGUGGAUCUAAACUCAUGAAGCACCAUUUGUCCUCAGUACCUGCCUAGCAAUGACUUCUCACUAAGCUAUAUUGGAAACUCUGUGAUCGGACAGCAACAGAAAGUCUGGGAUGGGUAAGAAGGGGAGGACUUGCAAAUGCUUUAGACAAGAGAUCUGCGGUUUUUGCAAGCUGUUUUUAGAUAUAACCCCAGUUGAAAGAUUAAAUGUAUGCAUGUUUUAAUAUCUACUAAGAAGUGAUCUUUAUUUAUUUUUGUUGUGGGCAGGGGAGUGUCUCUUAAGUGCAGCAUGUUUAAUAAUACAUUUGUACUGCACUUUCUUAUUGUCUUUGGUGCUUUUAAAAGGGGUCACACGAGAGCCCACUGUGGAACAUGUGCCCCAAAAACCUGACAAAUGUGUUUUUUGAAUAUAGAGAACAUUCCAGGCACUCCAAUGAAUUCCAAACAAGGCAGUUUUUAUUGGAACCAGAGAACAGAAAUUUGUGUUUUGUGACAAGUUUGGAGGUAUAUACCGGGUAGCUAUGACUAUUACUGAUUUGGUAUAAAUUUGUGUGUAUGCAGUGGUGUAUCCUGGUUUUGUGCUGCCCUAGGCAGGACAUACAGGGACGCGCGAGGGAGCUGAGCAGACCGCUCAGAGGAAGUGCUCCCUCGCCAGCUGCCCGCACAGCAGCCAGGGCCACCCAUCAGCCAGCAUGUCUGUUAGCCGCGAGGCUAACAAGACAUUUGCCCUGGGCAUUUGGGGGGGCGGUGUUUUUUGCCGCCCAAGGCAAAUGCCUUGUUUGCCUCGCGGCUAAUACGUCCCUGUGUGUAUGUAUUAUUACCCGGCUGCAUUUACAAGGAUCACUGUUAAUUUUCUGUUGUAUUUUAGUAUGUUUUUAGUUCAAACUGGUGUGGUCCAAAACUAUGCUUUCCUAGCUCAUUGAGCAGGGCCCUCAACCCCUCUGUUCCUGUGUGUCCAACUUGUCUGGUUACAUCUACAUGUUUGUUCGUCCACCCACUGUAAAGUGCUGCGGAAUUUGAUGGCGCUAUAUAAAUAUCAUAAUCAGACCAAUAUUCUAUUCAGUGCAUUUGGACUUGGCUCAUGAUAUAGCUGUUUUGAUUAUUUAUUUAUUUUAUUUUUUUUAAUUUAUUUAUUUUAUUUUUUUAUGAAUUGAGCUGAUUAUAGUAGCACAGAAAGCUGUGAGACAGCAUAAAAAGCAAUUAUGGAUUUUUUUUUUUUUUUAAGUGUUGCAUACAACAAAGUGUGGUACUAUCCUGUUUUAAUACUAUAUUUUAUUGACUGUUUUAUUUGAAGUGGUUGUGAACUCUCACCAAUCGUUAUGCUUUUAAAAUAUAAAAUGAUGUGUAUAUAUAAAAUGUGUUUAUAGUUCUGCUUGUACUGUCCGUCUAGAGAACACUAACCAAGGCUCCUGAUAUCUAACUCUCCGCACCAGUUCAUGUGAGCUCUAAAAAAUAAAAUAAAAAAAAUUAAAAAAAAGUACAUUGUGCUGAAAACAGGAUCCCCCUAAAGUACACACACUUACUCUGCCUAAUGGGUAAUCUGGCACUCUGUACAUAGAUCAACGGCACUGUUAUCCUUCAUCCAGUGUGAUAAUUGUCCUUGUAUAUCUAAUAUCCCCAAUAUGUUUUUCCAGGGAUCAUCUCAGUGGAUCACACUAGAAUUCCCACACAACGUCCUGGUUUCCCAACUUCAUAUCCAAUUUCAGGGAGGCUUUUCAAGUAAAACCUGUAUAUUGGAAGGUGAGUUGCCAAUCAUGUUAGUAACAUAAGCUUCUGCAAGGUAUGAUGUGUACUGUAACCAAAUCCCCAUUGUUUUUGCAUCAGUCCAGUGUUUUUAAAGUGUGUUUUUUUUUUUUGUUUUUUUUAAAGCUCUUAAAUAAUUCUGUAGAUAUUGAAACAAGUGUAAAGUUGAGUGAGUGUGCUACUGUUAGCACCUUUUCUCCAUUGGUUCCAGCAAUUCUGAUGACUUUUUUGUACAUUCAGAUGCUUCAGAGAUAUGACAAAUUCACCACAAUCUUUCAGUUCUGUUAUUCUCUACAAGAAUCAAUUGUAAAAAAUGUAGAUGAAUGGUGAAUGGAAGUUCAUGUAGACUCUUUCUUAAUUUCUUCUUGUCUUCAGUUGAUUUAUAUAUAUAUACGUCUUUUGUAUAUAUAUUCUUGGGCCAAAUGCUCGCCACAAUAAUAUAUGUCUAUAUUAUUGAAAAGUAGUAAUACGCAAUCUAACUUACGGUUUCUUCUGGUUUAUUCUUUGUUACGGAUACAUAAUAAAACAUAAUAAAUAAUGUUACAGGAUAAUGUACAUUCAACAGCAGAUGGUAAUUGCUGGACUUCUGAUGGGAGAGUUACAUCGUUGUACAGAGCCAAGCCAAGAGUGAGACUAGACCUCGUGUCCCUCUGUUACUAUAUAGAUGUGCUAAUACUAACGUCAGCAUAUAACUCUAGCCAUAUAAGGACAAGACCCCCACACCCACAUUCCAGAGCUCUCGGACAAAGAAAGCCUUGUGACUUAUUGAUACCAUCUGUUACUUAUGUCAAUCCACACAUCCAUAUAUAAUCAAUAGAAACAUAGAAUAUGCAAUAUUCUACAUUCCCUCUGUUUAUGGUUUGUUUUAAAACCAUAACACAAUGUAUAUAACCUGUCCAUUCAUACAUCACUUGUAUCACAUUCAUUGAGCAUAGAACAAGAUGUAGUCACAAUUUUCUAUUAUAUGAGAGUUCUUAGAAGGUCGAGUUUCUAUCCCUCAUACUGCUUACUUUACUUCAAAACUCCCUCUGUUUCAGCUAUGUAUUGAUAUCCAUAUCCAUGUUACAUCAUAACUACUUGAACAUAAUAUAUACAUAUAACAAUAAUAAAUGAAUAAAAUAAAAUAUUUACAAAUGUUGAUCCAAUAAACAAUAAAGCAAUCAGAAAGAUCUACCUGCUCAGGUACAGUCAUAUCUUUGUAGAUAACAAAAUUAAGAUGAUAAUUUCUAGAUAAUAACUGUGUAUCACUACCAUAUUCCUACAGACACAUAUAGCAUAGUAUUUUCAUUCUUAAUACCUGAUAUUACUUGAGUACUAAUACAUGUAUUACUAUAAUAUACGUCCAAUUAUAUUUCCAUGAAUCAUAUGGUUUCUAGCAACCUUAAAAUCUUUAGGUCAUUUGUAUUCAUGAAUUACAUUCCUAUACCAUUAAUACCACCUAGUGAUGAUUGUAUCAGUACUUUACAAUCAUAGUAUUUAAUUUGAAUAUUCAGUAGGCUUUCACUACCUGAAAUAUACCAACACUACUUAUAAGUCUCAUUCAAAGGAUGUGUUAUCAACCAUGACGUUCUAUAAUAAUUCUUCAAAUAAUGUUCAUGGUGUUGACAAUACCUAUUGUCUUAGAAAUUCUGCACCCAGAAAUCUUUCUAUCAUAGAUUUGUUUUUGUUUACAUAAUUAUAAUUUUCACUAAAAUUCCACCUUGUAGUAACAAACUUUUCAUUCAAUCGGAGAAUGGUUUACUUUAAAAUAACUUGGAAAGAAUACUUUAAAUUCAUUAGCAUCACUCUCUUCAUUAGACCUUAAUUGUGAUGACUUAUUAAUGUAAUACAUCUUAAACGCAGGAUUGUCCUAAUGUUCUGACCAAUCCAUAUUCCUUAGUACACUUCAACUGACUAAAAUAAAAUAAACAAAAAUAAACUUGGGAUCAUACUGCCCAGAAACUCUUAUUCCUAGUCUGUGUCUUACAAACUCAGGGAAAUCUUAACAACGUAUUCAUUGGACAUCACCAUAUCCAGAAACCUAUUCUCCCUAGUCCAUACCUUUAUAGACUUAGGUCAAAUAUAAUUGUGUACUAUACUCUUUCCAUUCAAUUCAAUUCCUCUUGGAUCUCUGAACUCUUAUAUCCAAGGCCUUCUUAAUGUAUACUAUUACUUAAUAUUAAUCAAUUUAAAUUAUCCUUCCUUAGUUUUCUUCCUUUUAUUACCAUUGUUUGUUUUACUUCAACUAUAUAAACAAAUUACUCAUUCUAGUUAAUCUAUGAAAUACUAUUGAACUCAAUCUUUGUGGUAUUAAGUAACCAUGAUCCUUAUUUUAUCGACUUCAUAUUUUAUCUUCCUCUGAUACUUCUCAUUCUAUGUAUAGGAAAUAAUGUAAUAGUUCUCUUCAUAAUACCAUCCAUUAAUAAUUUUACUCCAUGUGUUAUAUAGUUAUAAGUAGUCUCUCUUGGUAUUAAUACUCAUAACUGUUAAAUAACUUUUCAUUGUCUGUUUUCUUCAUUAAUAUUUAGGAAUAUAUAUGUAUGUUAGUGUCAAUCUUUUAUUUCUUUGUAAGUCUGUUAAUCUUCUGUAUCGAAUGAACUCUGUAGAAUCUUCCAUCACAGUUUGCAGAUCAGAUGAAGUCUCUUUUCAACAGUCGAUGUCCAGUUGUCUGAAGGAAUGCUUUCCUGAUUUAUUGCCACAUGGAUCUGUCACGCUUUACCAGAUCAGUUAUUUCUGUCUAUUUCGUUGCUUCAUCCACACAGCUGCGCAGUUCUUUGCUUGGACGCUUGCCAAUGUCUGCCACGUGCUUGCUUCUAGAUUUCACGUUGUAUCUUGUGCUUUUUGUCUCAGUUGUAGAAAAUAGUCUUGUACAGUCUUUGAUUUGAAAACUUUCUUUUUCUUACAAACCACAGUCUAGAUUCUUUUUUUUUCUCUUCAAGUUUGUUUUCCCAGUUCCAAAAUAGCUUUGUAACUCGCUUCUUCUCUCUCCCCCCUUGAAGUGGGAACAAAACUUGAAUAGAAGACUGGCAGGCUAGCCAAUGUAAAAAAUGUAGAUGAAUGGUGAAUGGAAGUUCAUGUAGACUCUUUCUUAAUUUCUUCUUGUCUUCAGUUGAUUGAUAUAUAUACGUCUUUUGUAUAUAUAUUCUUGGGCCAAAUGCUCGCCACAAUAAUAUAUGUCUAUAUUAUUGAAAAGUAGUAAUACGCAAUCUAACUUACGGUUUCUUCUGGUUUAUUCUUUGUUACGGAUACAUAAUAAAACAUAAUAAAUAAUGUUACAGGAUAAUGUACAUUCAACAGCAGAUGGUAAUUGCUGGACUUCUGAUGGGAGAGUUACAUCGUUGUACAGAGCCAAGCCAAGAGUGAGACUAGACCUCGUGUCCCUCUGUUACUAUAUAGAUGUGCUAAUACUAACGUCAGCAUAUAACUCUAGCCAUAUAAGGACAAGACCCCCACACCCACAUUCCAGAGCUCUCGGACAAAGAAAGCCUUGUGACUUAUUGAUACCAUCUGUUACUUAUGUCAAUCCACACAUCCAUAUAUAAUCAAUAGAAACAUAGAAUAUGCAAUAUUCUACACAAUGAAUGCACACAGAAUUUAGUAGGCAUGGAAAUUGCAUUAUGUUAGUAGGCAUGGAAAUUGCAAUAACCCCUUCCUCACCCUGUUUCUCAGAAAUGGCAGUGUUUAUACUAGCAAAGCUGCAGGUGUAGUCUCUAAGCCCCCAAAUAACUAAAUUACAAUGAAAUGAUUUUGGUGCUUAGAAUGUCCCUUUUAAAGGACCACUAUAGGCACCCAGACCACUUGAGCUUAAGGAAGUGGUCUGGGUGCCAGGUCCACCUAGGAUUAACCCUUUCUGCUGUAAACAUAGCAGUUUCAGAGAAACUGCUAUAUUUACUUUAGGGUUAAUCCAGCCUCUAGUGGCUGUCUCAUUGACAGCCGCUAGAGGCACUUCUGCGCUUCUCACUGUGAUUUUCACAAUGAGAAGACGCCAGCAUCCAUAGGAAAGCAUUGAGAAUGCUUUCCUAUGAGACUGGCUGAAUGCGCAUGCUGCUCUUGCCCUGUAUGCGCAUUCAGCCGAUGACGGGGAAAGGACGAGGAGAGUCUCCAGCACCGAGGGAGCCCGGUGCUGGAGAAAGGUAAUUUUUAACCCUUUCCUCUCAAUCCAGCCUGGCGUGAGUGGGACCCUAAAGGUGUGGGCACCUUCAGGGCACUAUAGUGCCAGGAAAACAAGUGUUUUCCUGGCACUAUAGUGGUCCUUUAAGAGAUUACAGAGUGCAGGUUGGUAAGGUGUUCAACCUAAAGUAAAAAAAAAAAAUAUAUAUAUAUAAUUAUUUUUUUUUUUAAAGAGCAACACGUCAAGAAAAUAGUUCUAUACAAAUUACAAUGUAAGGAAUUGAAACUGUUAUACAUCAUUGUCUAUGUUGGUAGCCAAAUAAAAAAACGCACCAUUGAAAGAUGGAUGUUUGAAGAGUUUAGUAUUAUUGUCACUGGCCUUUAAUAAACCGGCCAACAGAUUCUGCAGUGCUAUGCAAUUGUGGAAAAAUGCAAGUAGAUUUUUGAUAUAUAUACCCUGCCCAUAAGCUGAGAUCUAGCAAUUAAAGCUCUUUUAUUAAUAUGACUGAGCUAGAUAGCCCGUGAACCUUCUAAAAGUUAAUAUGGGGAGUUAAGACGAGGUAGGAGAAAUUUGACGGUGAUGGUCAGAGAGAAUUAACGGAUAUUUACAGCUACUGUUGAGAUGUCAAGUGAAGGAUAAGGUAACUGAGUGAGAGGCAUGUAAAGUAGGUUUGUGCACAAAUGCGUUUCAGGAAUUUUAUUGGUUCGACCCACCUGAAAUGCAUUUAUGCACAAAAUAAGGCUGAAAACAUGGAGUGAAAUUUAAGUUUUGGUUUUUUUUUCCUGUUGGAUGGUUUAGUGACUGGAGGGCCUCUGAAUGUUUUCUGGAUGAGGUGAAAUGCCUUUGAACAGAAGUAAGUAUAAUAUAGCAAGGAUUGGGUUGUUUUGCUAAAUCUUGUGUCUUACUUUUUAUGCAGGGUGCCAGAAAGAUGAAGAAUUCGUGAAAAUAGCUGAUUUCUACCCAGAAGACACCAAUGCCUUGCAGAUAUCCUUUUGUACACUUUGAAAUGUUCACCACUUUUUUUUUUUUUAACCAAAUAACUAAUUUGUAGUGUACCUAUAAUCUUAAUUUUAGUAAUGACGAGGCGAAUAUUUGCAUAACUCUCUUUACUGAAAAUCUCCAGCAGCACAGAACAUAAACAAAUCAGAAAAAAGAGGAUGUUACACAAAAGGCCCUGUAAGCCCACGCCCUUCCUCUUUCUUUCUAGCGACAAUAAAUGGGUAACAAAUACAUAAACCAUGAACAACAAACAUCUGGCAAAGUACUAAAUCAAUGCUGAAUUCCAUAGAUCUAGAAGGGGUAAUAGUCUAAGAAGCUUGCAAUUGUAUCAUUGACUCCAGAAGAGAACCAAUUACACUGAAAGAAAAGGGUGAAAGGCAUCUGAAAUGGCAGAGUGUCCGCAUAUAUUUAACAACUACUUUAUGCAAAGUCUUAUGGACACAUCGACAACAUAACUUUGAGUACACAUCUGAUUACCAUAGAACCUUGACCCCACCCAUAAAUUAUCAUAGUACAGCACAGAAACCCUAGUACAUUCCAUACAGAAAAAAGGGAGGAAAGAGAUAUACAGGAGGGAAAUAUUCGCCUCUUGUCUUUACUAAAAUUAAGAUUAUAGGUACACUAUGUUAGCAUAAUCUACAAUUUUACCACAUGACCGGAGGCUUCAUAUUUGCAUUUUUAACGCUGAUUAUUAAAUGACCACUAUAGGCACCCAGACCACUUCAGCUUAAUGAAGUGGUCUGGGUGCCAGGUCCAUGUAGGAUUAACCCUUUCUGCUGUAAACAUAGCAGUUUCAGAGAAACUGCUAUUAUUACAAAGGGGUUAAUCCAGCCUCUAGUGGCUGUCUCAUUGACAGCCGCUAGAGGCGCUACCGCGCUUCUCACUGUGAUUUGUUUUCACAGUGAGAGGAUGCCAGCAUCCAUAGGAAAGCAUUGAGAAUGCUUUCCUAUGGACUGGCUGAAUGCACUCGUGGCACGCAUGCGCAUUCAGCUGAUGACAGGGAAAGGAGGAGAAGAAUCCCCAGCGCUAAAAAAAACGGUAAGGGAUUAACCCCUUCCUCACCCUAGAGCCUGGCGGGAGGGGGGCCCAGAGAGUGAGGGUGACCCAAGGACCCUAUCAAGCCAGGAAAAAGUGUUUUUCUGGCACUAUAGUGGUCCUUUAAGAAGAGCGAAAGAAGCAUGAGUAACUUGGCAAAAGUAGACUACUCUAAAGGUACUCUCACUUGUCCAAUCUGCGCAACGCAUGAUGUCUGCAAGGGACGCUCCCGCCGAGAAAGCCUGAGAUGCAACCGCCCCUCUGACCUAGUGGGCCCCGAAACAGGAUUAAGCGCCAGCUAGAGAUAAGAGCCAGUGGAUCCAUUUGGACAACGUCGUAGUCUACACCGGACCAUGUGGCUUGACAUACAAGAUUAAAAGUUGACCCGACACCAAAAGGGGAGCAGUGAGGUCUGUAUAACACAUCAAAGCUCUUACCAUGCACAACUGUAGUUCCGUGAGGAAAAACGGAUAAAAAACAGAGGAGGAAUCCGACUUAGUACAACAGGAAACAGCAAAGGAAACUCCUUCAGGAGAGAAAGAGAAACCAUCAACAUUGAAGGCCCUAACGUCUGCGACGAAAAGAGAUGAGGCACGAUAACAGGGUAAGUUUCGUAAAACCGGAAACACAGUACCACUUCUACGUCCCAGAGAUGAGAAUAUGUAGGAGCUGGAGGCCUGGAUAGGUUAGCUCCCCGCAACAAGCGACAUACCAGAGGGUCUUGGCCCACUGGGACGCCUUGUAUGGGAACUUAUGCCGCAGAAAUGGCUGAACGUACUACAUUUUCGCUCUUGGGGGAAAAAAGCUGUGAUAAAUAGUUCAAGAUGAUUGAGAUAGGUUCAGUAAAGGGAAUUGGAAUCCUUUUCCAGACACAAACGACUCCAAGAGGACCAUGCUGAGAUGUAGCAUUUCCUGGUGCCGGGAGCCCAUGAAUUCUAUAAGAGGUCCUUAGCCGCUUGUGAUAGGCCCAGGAUCCCAAGAAAUCGUUCAAGCCACUAGAUCUAGCUUCUGUUCCAUGAUGAGGUUCUCCCCUCGGUCCUGCCAGAAGUAGAGGGAAGGAUGGCAGAAGAAGUGGGUGAUCUCGUGACAUCUCCAGUGAAAGGAGCCAAAGAUCGCUUUGCCAUUCCAGGCUGUUAUGUGCAGCCACCACCAGCAGAGCUCUGUCCUCACGUCUGCUGAAAGUGGUAUCCAGUGGUCGUAGCACCUUCGGGAAUGUAGGAAAUUCGCUUUCAGGCGCUGCAUUGCCCUGUAGUGAAGCAGUACUGGAACUAUCGCCUCAAUUGAUGAUGACAGAAGGCCCACUAUGCGGGCAAGCAUCUGGAGGCGAAUUGUGUCCAUAUGAAGAACCCUCCUGAUCUUUCCAGAUGGAUGUGAUCUUUGAGGCUGGAAGUCGUAGUACACAGUUCACCAAGUCGAUCUUGAAACUGAGGAACUGGACUGUCCGCGAGGGGGAGAGUGCCAGCGUUUGUUUGUUCGCUACGAAACCCAAGGAUUCCAGAAAGUGAACAACAAAUUUUGUCUGCAAUCGUAGCAUGGACGCGGAUUCGCAGAAGAUUAGCAAAUCGUCCAGGGACACGAGACACCGCACUCCUUCGGAUCGAAUGUGAGCCAUCACUAGUUUCAGUAGCUUUGUGAAACACCACAGAGCCGAACUGAGAACGAAGGGCAGACGUGAACUGGCAUGCACGUCCUCUCCACCGGAAACAGAGAAAGCGUCGACAUUCCCGAGCGACUGGCACUGACUGGUACGUGUCGUUCAGGUCCAGUCGGGUGAACCAGUUGUUUUUCGAGGAGGAGGUCCUGAAGGAGGUGAAUCCCUUCCAUUUUGAAAUGUCUGUAAACUAUGUAUUUCUUUAGGUUCCGGAGAUUUAUAACCGGUCGGUAGUCCCCUGUUUUCUUUUUGACUGCAAAUAUAUUGCUGAAGAAACCGUCCCCCAUCUGGUGCGUAUUGAACCACGCCUUUGUCGAACAGGGAGAGGAUCUCUUCGUCCACAAGGAGGUUGUGGUCCUGUGACGUGUAGUAGGAUGGAGGGGGGGAAGGGAGGUACCUGUCAUGGAGGAGUUUGUGUUUUCUAAACUUCCUACCCCAUCAAACCGCAGUGAGCAGGAUCCUGUUAAAAGAAAAGUGGGAGUAGCAGGAUGGUCUGAAAAAUCUUUGGAUCUUACUGGCUCACACAGAAGCUUCAGAUUUCAAUAACUUGAGGAUUCUUUGUAGCCAUAUACAUGUUGAGGUUUGUCCGUUGUAUAACAUGCAGAUGUAUGUAUGUAUUUUAAUGUUGUUUCCUUAACACCUUCCUUUACAAAUUCGGUUUUGCUGAACAGUCUGUACACAAGAUAAGGAUCACAUUCACAAAUGGCACUGAUUUCUUUGGAAGAAUUAUUGUUUACCACCUGGAUGUCCUAGGCUAAAAGUAACACAAUUUCUACCCAGAAGGUAUCUCAUUAAAUGCAGUGUAAUGGCACUAUCCAUGCUGCAGAGGAACAAAAACAAAGCAAACCAAAUGAAAACUGGUUUUGGGUCCAAAAGAAGUGAAGAAUCAACUGGAACGUAAAAUCUUGGUUCAGUAUUUUGUUAAAAACCAUUAUGUGUUAAUAUGCAAGGUGAUUUUAACCAUGUUAAGUAACUUGUUGCUGCAUGUAUCAGCUUCAAUAGAGGAUUGAAGGUACACCAUAGCACAAGGGUUGAGGAGUGACUAUAGGGUGUUUUUUGAAGUAAGAGCUAUAGGAUUUUACAAAUAAUAAUUGCCAUGAUUUAUAAAAAAAUAAUUGUAUGUGUGUGUGUAUAUACAUUUUUUCUACUUCAGACUGGUUUUAACGGUUCGUCUAAGCACCAUAAUCACUACAUGCUGAUAUAAACAGGUGUGGCAGCUGGUUGAUGGCAGGGACACUGCUCUAUUCCUGGAAUACGACUGCCCAUAUAACCCUAUCUACUCAACAUAAUUUUUUAUUAAUUUGCUCAGGUAUACUUUUAUAGUCCUGCUGCCAUGGCUUAAUCAGGAGUAAUGACAAUAUGCUUCUUUAUAAUUUGUCUUACAUAAUAUAAAGAAAUCACUUGUUCCUUUUUGGAUCCAGAAAAAAUUUAAAUAAGCCAGUUAUCUACAAUUGUCUGAUGGUGUAUUCACUGUCAAAGAGGUAUAGAUUCAAUCUAUUUAUUGUGCUUGAGAGAUCUCUAGCAAAUGUCCCUGAGCCAUAUUGGUGGAUCACUAAAUGCAAUUGUCACAACAAUACUAUAAAUAUUUGAUAUUAUUUAUGAUGAUGAUCUUUUUCAUGGUACACUUUUUUCCUUCAAGAUCUCUAUGCGAUGCAAUACACCAUAUGUGAUGUGCAGUAACGUGAACACAGUAUAAUUAUUAGCAAAAUCAUAAUGCAUUACAGCUCUGGAUGAUAAUGACAUAAAAUAAACGCUGUACUGUGUAUUUUGAACAUACCUCUGGUUUAUUCCUUGUAAAUAUAAGGUUGGGAAAUCGAAAAGUGGAGUGACCUUUAAACAGAGGCUUCCCUGCACUUUUUUCCGACAUCACUCUUUCCACCCACGCAUCUGUUUCUGUUAUUUGUUUUAUAUUUUACUUCUUUUGGAAAUCAAAAGCUCAGCUCAUGGGUAUAGCUGAGAGUGGGGUAUGGAGUGGGAGUAGGCUGUAGAUACAGAGUUGGGAAUAUAUCUGUGUCCGCAGUUACAAAUAUUCUACAUUAGCGUUUAAUUAUGUUAUUCCCAUGCAAUGAAUAUGACCGGUUUUGUAGUGUUAGUACUACAAAGGUGGAUGUGGGCCUUUCCAGAGGUUUGUGAAAUAGUACACAGAAGGGAAAAGUCUGUGUGCUAAUUUCAGAGAGAUACUGGAAGCUGAAAUAAUUUGGUCAGGCAUUUUGUCUAACCAAGCAUGGCUCUAGAUGCAGUUCCACCUCCAGAAGUGUGCAAAUAAAGAACAUCUAGGUAGACUGGGCACUCAAAUGGCAGAUGAAAUUUAAUGCUGAAAAAUGCAGUUAUGCACUUCGGCGUAAAGAAUGCACAAGCAACGUAUACCCUUAAUGGAAGCAAAUUAAGGAUAACAACACAUGAAAAAGGACUUGGGAAUUGUUAUAGAAAACAAACUAUGCAACAAUGUCAAUCAGCAGUGGCCAAGGCCAGUAAGGUAUUGUCAUGCAUGAAAAAGGCCAUUCAUUCUCAGGACGAGAAUAUAAUUUUGCCUCUUUAUAAAUCACUGGUAAGACCACAUAUUGAAUAUGCUGUGCAAAUUUGGGCACCUGUUCUAAAGAAGGAUAUUAUGGCACUAGAAAGAG